GAAGUCGGCGCCGGAACUGCCCUAAUGGAAACCAGCCGCCGGGCGCUCCGGGAGGGCUCAGGCCGACCCCGGGGUCCAUUAGAGGCGCCCCAGGCCGAGGGAGCCCGCGGCGGCUGGAAGGACAUGAAAGCUAUGUGACCUUCUGCCAGCUGGAGGAUGAGGCUGCCUUCACAUGCAGCGCCGACUGCACCAUCAGGAGGUGGGACGUGCUGACCGGGCAGUGUCUGCAGGUGUACCGAGGACACACGUCCAUCGUGAACAGGAUCCUGGUUGCCAACAACCAGCUCUUCAGCAGCUCCUAUGACCGGACAGCUCGGGUCUGGAGUGUGGACAAGGGGCAGAUGUCCCGGGAGUUCCGGGGCCACCGCAACUGCGUGCUGACCCUAGCCUACUCUGCCCCGUGGGACCUCCCCAGCACUCCCUGCGCGGAGGAGGCCGCGGCCGGGGGGCUUCUGGUGACCGGCAGCACAGAUGGCACAGCCAAGGUGUGGCAGGUGGCCAGCGGCUGCUGCCACCAGACGCUGCGGGGCCACACGGGUGCAGUGCUGUGCCUAGUGCUAGACACGCCCGGCCACACGGCCUUCACAGGCAGCACCGACGCCACCAUCCGUGCCUGGGACAUCCUGAGUGGGGAGCAGCUGCGGGUGUUCCGGGAGCACCGGGGCUCCGUCAUCUGUCUGGAGUGUUCACGGGCAGCGGGGACGCUUGCGCCCGGGCCUUCGACGCGCAGUCUGGAGAGCUGCGGAGGGUGUUCCGGGGCCACACAUUCAUCAUCAACUGCAUCCAGGAGAGAAGCUGCAGGUGACAGUGUCUGCCGUGGAGAGCUCAUCAUCUCGCUGCAGAGAGAAGCACCUGCUGCAGGAGCAGCCCCUUCAAGUGGAGCAGCCCCUUCAAGUGGAGCAGCCCUUUCAGGUAGAGCAGCAUGCGCUUCAUAGUCUUAAUGCAGAAGAUACUUCAUCAGAGACGGCCGGGGCCGCCAGGGAUCACCUGCUAGGUGAUGGGCGGGUCCGCCCUCGGGCGCGGAUGAACAGGUAGGGAUUGCACUGUGGGCAGUAGGAAGGAAAGGACGCAGGCGCUGUAACUCCUCUAGGCCAAACCUCCAAACCCUGGGAACCAAAGUGCCCCCGACCCCCACCCCAGGAAAAUGGGCCUGUUGGGAGGCAAGCAGAUCGGUGCAGGAGAACCCGCAGAAACGGCACCAUGCACUGUUCUCCGGGUGAGACUUAAGCACACACAGACCUCGGGGGUGGCCAGGUCUUGCUGCGUCCCGGAGCCAUUGGGGCCUGUGGCUGCCACAAGGGGCAUACCUACCAGAGAGGACCUUUCCAUCGUGCUGAAGGGACGGUUCCGGUGGCGCAGGCCAGAGAACCGCCUUGAGUGCUGCCUGCGGGCAGUGCUGCCGGCCGGCCCUGAGCCUGCACAGACGUUCACACUGACUCCUGCUUGCCGAAGACACUGCUGCUUGGUGAUGCUGCGCUCUGGCCUGAGCAGCCCCUCACUGACACGUCAGCUCCAGUCCCCACCUUAUCUCCCCACAGCAGAGAAUGGAGCAUGCAUCAAGCCAUCCAGAGAAACCCAGUGGGGCAUGGACCCAAAACACGGGCGCUGCACUCACUUUGCAUUUUUAUAGCAACACACAUUGGGGUAAUUUCUACUUCCAUUGCACAGAGAGCUUUGCGAGAUGUUGAGGACAUAAAGAUGGCCAGAUGUCCAUUUUCGCUCUGGUUUCUGACAGCCUGAGAGACACGGUGAGUGAGAGAGUCUGAUCCCCUGAACCCAGGCCUGGUUCCCUUCCAGCCACACCACUGUCGCCUUGCUAUGAAUGAAGAAACAAGGUGUCUGCUUUUGAUAAAUUGACUGAGGAGGAGUUGGCUAAGGGAGGAAGGACAGGAGCUACCCAUAGGACAUAUGGGCAGGAACACAAGGACAGGGUAAGGCCGUGAUCAGCAUCAAGGACACCUGACCAGUUGUGCACACCAUUGUGCUGGCAUGGGCUGCCCUCACCUGCCUGCUACACGCCCAUGCCCACUCCUGCUCCUCUAAUGGCAUCCAACCUCCCCGCUGUGAUCAGCAAUCAUACCAUCCGCCCCCAUUCUUCUCUCCCCACAACCCGCACCUUCUGGCAGCCCAUGAACAUGUCACACUCAGACUGUCCUGCCCCAAAUACUAUCUUGUUUGUCCCACAUCUGGAAUGUGCUUUUUCCUCUGACUCCCCAAGGAGAACCCUCCCAGGCCCCCUCCUCUGCAACGGCCUCUCCUCCAACCUCAGCACCGUCCUGCCCCCUCCUCUACCGCCUGUCCGGUGGAGCAGGCCCGGCCCAAGUCUCCAUGCCUGGAGGGCAGCCCAUUCUGGACAUAGCGCAUGCCCAGAACUGCCUCCACAGCCGGCUUCCUCUGCGGCUCUCUCUUCACAAGACACGGAAGAGUUUUGGGGCCUGCUGGUGUGGCAUUGCUUCUAUGAUGGCUAAAAACAGCUGGGAAGCUAGAAGACACGCCUGAACCAAGCGCAGGACAGCGAUUUGUUAGCCAAAAGCUUAAAUUCAGGCCCCAAAUCCAAGUGUGGCAUUGUGUCAAAUGAGGCUGAGACUCCGCGUCACCUCAGCUCACCAGGCACUUCUGAGGCAAACCCUGACAGGUACAUUUCAGUCCCCUGCCCAGGAUGCACCCCAGCCCCGCUUGGCGUGCGGCAUCUUUCACAGCAGAUGCCCUCUGCUUCUGAGAUCAUCCUUCCAUCAUCUCCUCACAAAACUCAGUGGAAACAGACAUCCUGCAAUCAAAAUGAAGAGCUAGUCACCCAGACACUUUCAACACCUACAGCUGGGGAGGCUGAGUAAAUUAAUGCAAAAUUAGGGUGACAAUUUUUGAAUAUAUUUCCCACCUUUUAUUUCCAUCGGUAUCAUCCGUUUAAAAAGAAUGACAAGAAGAUUCCCAUCAGUCCAAACUGGACCACCCACACUUUGAAAAAGUUGGAGCAUUUCAGCCGGCUCCGCAUGAUCCAUCCUGUCUUCAGUCAGUGCCUUCUGGAAGGGAGGGAAAGUCUUGGAUGCACCUGGCACUCAAUCCACUCGGCACCUGGCUGCUGCUGUGGUCCUGGGGCUGGAAGGAACUCCCACUGGGCACACAUCUACAGAGGAGUGCGUGGCGCAGUGAGGACGGUUACUGCUGGAGCCGACACACAGCGAACUACAUACUUUUAGAAAGAGCCUCUGUCACAUGGCUAGAACAACAACAACAACAAAGAAAACCCACAAAAAACCUGGAGAAAAUAUAUCUAAAUCUCUGAUAGGUCUCUUAGCUAGCAGUGAGUUCAGUAUGACAGCACAGAGUCUAAAAAUAUUAAUUAAAAAUAAAUUGCUUUGGUUAGCAUUUAAACCUUUCCCAUUCAAUAGAAGAUUUCUGUAAUGAGGAAUGCUGAAUAUAUAUAAAGCCUGACACUCAAUCUUGAAUUUCGGGGGCGUAUUUUACUGAACUAAGAGCAUAAAACACUGGCGUCCCAGGCUGAAGCCAUUUGCUGCGACCUGGUGUGGCCCCCAAGGCCAGCGCCUCAUCGUUAUGCCCCACAGCACUUGGAAGGAAGACUUAAAGGACGAUUUGAGGGGCGGGGAAAGGGUGGCACAGGAACCCAUGUGGCACCCUGGCAGAGAUGGCAGCGUGGGAAGCAGGAAGGUCAGGGCAGUGGGUGCAGGAGGCAGGCAAGCUGGGCAGAUGGAGCCACAGCUGGAGAGGAAGCGGUCGGGACACCCUUCCCAGGACCCUGCCCUGGACACCUUCCCCAGGACCCCUGUUCUACAGGACCCCUGUUCCUUCCUGUUUCGGGGUAAAACACCAAGCUGGGGAAGGGGUUAGGGACGCAGACCUGGGAGGCAGAUGGAACGGCCUGCGCCAGGCCAGAGGAAGCUUCUUCCCCGAGACCACGCAUGAAGGCCCUGGGACCCCUCCUGGACUUGUCCCCUGCCCACCCCCUCCUACACCCAAAGAGGACUUGUAAUUCAGAUAAAAAGUAAGAACAGAAAGAGCUGCAUUAGCCUUUUCAUAAUGAUAGCAUUUAUAAGCAGAAAAUUAGCGCUAUUUCUGUUCAUUAUUUAGUUUUUCUUUGUUGCUGACUUCCUAUUUUCUACAUAGGAUAGGUACUCUGCAAUAAUAAUUUCUUCAUCUUCCAGAGUUGAGUCAAGAUAGUCUUCCUCAUGCUCUGGAAUGUCUUCCAGUAUCUCAUUGACGGCCUCUGUCUCCAUGUCUUCGUCUGUUGAGGCACUAGAGGUUCCUACAAUAAAAUACCGCAGGAGUAAGUGAAUUAUGUGAGGAUUGUCCUGGGGACACUGCACGACCACAGUCAACCUCAGACUGUGCCUCUUGCUGGCCACACUGUCCAGGUGGCCGGCCCGGUGACGUCAGGGGACGCCCCCUCAGUCUCCACAUCUGCCGUGGCUUAGGGCCACAUCUGUUGGCUUCUGAAGACACUUUGCUCUCAAUGCGGCCCUCAAAGACCUCAGACCUACCUGCGGAGUCAGAAGGGGACGUGGCUGGCGGGGACAAAGAGUCUUCUGGCGACAGCGGCAGCUCGGGAGGCAGGCUUCCUCCGUUGUGAGCAAGGGUCUGGGCGGCCAGCUGGACGUUGCCUCUGAACACUCUCAGCGCAGCUUCGGCCACGAGUGCAUCAAAACCCAUGUACACCAACUAGGGGAGAGCGCAGGGGUCACAGCAUCAGCCCCUGGCGCCUCUUCUGCCACCCCCGUCAGCCAUACGAGUGGACAGCCGACUCUCAUGUUUAAGAGCUCCCGGCGUGUGCACCAUGGCCCUUUGUGCACAAGUCAUGCUUCUGUGCAAUGUGAGCGUAGAGCAACCUGGAAGGGGGCUUGGAAGACUCAAGUCGGGUGCGUCAGGGAGCAGCCAUCUCAGGACAGGCAGUGACCUCGGGCUGAGAGCAGGGCGCCACACCAGCCUCACCACGAGCACCGCGAGGUCAGUGGCCACAGCAUACAGGCGUGCUAACGCGUGUAGGGGCACAAAUGUGGACAGAGCCGUCACUUGGGAUACAAAGCUGGAUGGGUUUCCCAGGUCACAGUGCCAUCCUUUUAGGUCACAGGCAGAGAAAUGAGGCUGAUGCAAACAGUGGUGCAUAGACAAAGGCAGCAAACCUAAAGAGAACUUCCUGACACUUCCCCAGUUUUCCUGCUUUCCAAGGAGGCCUCCCCUGCCCUCUGUUACUGCGUGGGUGGCCUCUGAGGUGGGCAGGUUACACCUGGAGCCUGGGAGCCAAGGUUUCAGCACGGACUCCCCCAGUCCUGCUGCCUGAUUCACCCGGGUUACCCCAAGCAACCCCACCCGAGGCUGUCCAAGCUGAGGGCACAAAGGCCUGUCACUCACUCGGUCAAUGUUUUCCUGGGAAGGACUUUCUUGACGGUUGUCGGUUUCAGGAUUGGAAUCAUUUAACCACCACAUCUGAGGAUUGCUGAGCAGAAUCUAAAACACACAGGAACACCCUUUACCCAUCACUAAGAACUCUUCACACAUUCAGACAGGCGCUGCACCCUGCCAUGUGCUAGGCAGACCCCGCCGUCCUCUGCUGCUAUGAGGCAGAGAAAGGGGCUCCCACUCAGGCUGGUGUUCACAGAAGGCUUCCAGCCAGAGACCAGGACAGCUGGGGUUUGAAGGAGGAGCAAGACUAGUCAGGGAAAAGAUCCCUUCUGUUAGAGCAGGAAGGGAUGGAGAGCAGGUGGAAGCAGCAUCCAAGAAAACAGGUUUUGUCAGAGCUACAGACAGAAAGGUCUCAAGCAGCUCAGGGCUGCCUGAUUGAUCUUUGAAAGCGUCAUGCCCUCUAGACUUAAAAUGUCAGGCAGGUAGUAGGGUUAUUUUGACCCUUGAUUUCUUCAUCACACAAUACUUAAUCUUCAAAGACCCUGUGGAGACUUUCCUUUCCAACACUCAGUACUUCCAUUUUGACUGGAAGUAUUUUUGUGCCACUCGUAUAAUUCACAUCUAUUUUGAGACCCAUCAGUCCCUUCGAAUAUUCAGAAUUUCCCACCUCUUAAUAUUUCUCCAACACACAAAAAAACGAACUAGAUGAUAUUCAAAUAAAAAUUUAAAAUUUAACGUAUAUGUUAAAUAUACAUGUACAUAGUUACAAAAGUACUGACUUGUGGAGCCUUCCGGGGAACAGGGCAGGGAUAAGAGGCAAAGGCAGGGUGGACUCCCCGUGCCUGCUGCACCCACACCCGCCUCAGCAGGGCAAACGAGGACACCUGCCCUGCACCCCACCCCCUCCAACCCCAUCUCUGUCCCCCCAGCCCCGCCCCCAGCACGUGCACAACCUAAGCCAGCUCCUACCACUCUGCUUCCUGCCCGCCGCGCUGCCCCAGCAUCUGUCUGGACUGCUGCCUCCACACAGCCAGCCCCCUGCCUCCUGUGCACCCCCUCGGGACCCCUCACCACGUGUGCUCUGAGUUUGUCUCUCACUGACCUGCGGGGCCGAGAGGGCAGAGGGUGGUUCCAUGCCAAGCUGCUGAGACGCAGCGCAGCACCUGCCCUACUGAGGAUUCGAUAUGCUUCUCCAACACAGGGAAGGAAGUGGCCCAGGUAAAGUCACUGCUGUCUGGAUCCCAACCUGCUGUCACUCCUGAGGGGUUCUUUGAAAAGCUCUCCCUUUGCCAACAUGUACGAUGGACUAAAUAAAUAAAACUAGAUACUUACAUUUAAAAUUUUAAUGCCAAACAAUUAUACUACAAGUUGAAUUCCCAUUCUCUUUUUUCUGCCGUGGAAACUGCCUGUUUCACUAAACUCUGCUGCACACAGAAACCCUACACAAAGUCCUGGCCUGUGGACUGUGCUGGUGUGGACAGGCACCACGUUUUGGAGCCAGGCCUGGGCCAAGCACUGAGCAUGGGGCCUCACGUGGCCUCACGCAGCCUGUGUCUGGGCUGGAGCCCAGGAGAAACCUGCCCUUCAGAUCCGGAUGACGGGGCAGCCCAUAGGAGUGAGCCCGGGAGGAUGCUGGAGAGCCAUGGAGGGAGCUCUGGGCAGGACCCACUGCUCAGGGACAAGGCCAGAGGCCCCGAGGGAGCUGCUACCUUCAGGGCCUCAUCCAAGUUCCCGCUGGCUGCGUGGAGUACCUGCUGGGCCGCGUGCGUGGAGUAGCCCAUCCCUUUCAGAAACCUGAUGUUCUCGAGGCGGCGUCUUUUCUUCUCUUUUUCCUCCUUCCUUAUUUGGGCCAGUUCCUUUAGGAAAACAGCAAAGUCCCAUCCCAAGUUAGGGACUGAGAUUUCACAGCCUCUCAGUCUGCGCUCUGCAGGAUUCUCCGCAUUUCCAGGCAAAGCCAAAAAACCAAAGCAAAGCACAGGGGGCCCUCUUUCUACCUCUCCUCACCCAGCCAAAUGGCAGAGGUGCCACAGAGGCAGAGGGGUGGUGGAAGUGCUGCUUCUGAGGCAGGCAGUGGAAGUGAGAUGCCCGUGGGGCAGGAAGGAGGUGCCUCGCCAGCCCCGCCAUCCACCAUCCGGCAUCAGGAUGGGCUGCUCGCCAACCCAGCACUCCCACUGCAGAGGUCGCGGGUGUGAGGUGCAUGGAUUCUCUUCUAGGAACCAGGUAGGAACCGGGUAGGAGAGCUUCUGCACGCGGUGGGAAGGCCUUCCAGCCUUCGAUGAAUCGCCCAGGGAUUCAAGUUAAAAUGUGAUGUGGAAUCAGGGGCUCCUGGGCAAUGCCAAAGCUGGUGACCCGCCCCCCACAGCCUGGGGAGCAAGGACUCCAGGGCCUUCUGAGGCCUGUCAUUCCAUUCGGAACCCACAGAGUGCCCAGAGACAAAGGUCAUCUAACCUCUUGGUUCUCAACCCUGUUUCUCAGAGUUGCCUGCUAUUGCUGCAGGAGCGCAGGACGGCUGCAGAGGGUUCUAGUCUCUUCACCUCUCCCACCCAGGGCCAAUCAGGAGAGUUCCCAAUUUAUUUUGUAAACUAGUAUCCCCAUAAAAAUGUCAUUUAAAAAGGGGAUUUUGCUGCUUAAAAACAACAACAACAAAGCAAGUUUGAAAACCAGGAAUUUAAUCCAACCUCAUUAUUUUCCCAACAAGGAGACAGAAAGCUUUCAACAAAGUUAAGUGACUUGCUACAUUCUCCCAGGGAGACCAGCCCCACCAUCAGCAGCAGCGAGGACGGGGGAGAAAACAGACUCCUUCCUUCCAGAGACCUGAUCCUGCCUCCUGCCCAGCCCAGGCAACAGGCGCCUCCCUGCAUUUUCCCCACAGCAGGAAAGCGGCCUCAUCUCUUAGGAAAACAAAAGCAUCAUCAUUGUGGAACCAGACUCCACAGGCCCCACAGUAGGAGCAGGCAGAACAGAGUGGCUGCUGGAAACAUCUCCAGGGAUGAAGACAUCUGUAGACUCAUGGCCUGUCUCUAUCACAGGAGAACCUCCUGGUGUGGCCCUGGAGUGCCCACAGCGCCAGCUCCCUUUGCUUCCCCUUCAGCUGCACCAGGCCUGUCUCAUGCCCCCAUUACGUGCUCUACCUCUCAGUGGCCAGUCUCCCCCAGCUCCAGCCCCGCUGCACAGGGCAGCAGGCUCCGUCAUUCCAGUCACCUACCUGAAAGCCCGCAGCAGCUCCUGACCACCUCCCCACACUGAGGCACCAGCUCCUUAUUCUGCUACUCAGGGCCCCCACUCCCUGGCCCCAACAAUGCUUCGAAACUGACCUUAUCCUGCCACACCACCCCAACCACACAUGCCAGCAGGAGUCUUUCAUACCACUCACAUUUGCACUUUUAUUUACACAUACUCCAUGUAAAAUGCCUUUACUGGCCCCAUCCUCUGCUUUCAAUACAGUUUCUUCCAUUUAUAUUCCAAAAGGCUAAGAAGCGCACCUAACAUCCAAGCACAGAGAAGGACGCUGCCAGCCAGCGGACCUGGGCAUUACCUAACACAGACCUCACACCAACUGGGAGCUUCGAAGAAUACUUCCUUUCAUUACAAAUGUCUUAGUCUGUUUCCUUUUAAUCAUGUAAACACAUGUGAGAACAUUAUUUUCUGAAAUUUCUCUUUAUACUAAGAUGAGUUAGAAAGAUAAAGUAGAUCAAAUCAAUGACAGUGAGUACUGCACUGAAGUGGCUACAGUUAAGUAGAAUCAGAUCUCAAGAGAGAGGCACUGUAUGGUCACAACAAGCUGGGAUGGCCUCUUAGGAAGGCUACGUCUCACGGCCUGGCCAUGCCGAAGCAUGAUCUGUGAGCUCCGUUUCUACAGCUGUUGCUUUUCUCAGAUGAGAAACUGGUCUGUACUCAGGGCCAUAUUGCACAAAAAAUAUAAACUUUUAAUAAUUAUGUAUUAAAGGCUGGGUGCAGUGGCUCACACCUGUAAUCCCAGCACCUUGGGAGGCCAAGGUGGGAGGACUGCUUGAACCCAGGAGUUUUGAGACUGGCCUGGGCAACAUGGUGAGACCCCAUUUCUACAAAAAAAUAAAAAUCAGCCGAGAGCUCUUGGCAGGAGGAUCAUUGGAGCCCGGGAGAUCAAGGUUGCAGUGAGCCAUAAUCACGCCACUGCCCUCCAGCCUGGACAAGAGAGCAAGGCUCUGUCUCAAACAAAAACAUGAACGAAUUGUUUUACAUUCAGCUCAGUCAGAUGCUCAUACCUAGAACGUUGGAACUCCGAGGGCAGCAGAUUUCUCUUGCUCAUCUAAAGCUCCGAUAGGAGCUCACUUUCUGUGGGACAUUGUUUUUGUCUUUCCAGCACCCAUUCUACCCCUCCCUGAGGUGUGGGAGGCUGCUCCAGCUCCCCAGGUGGCCCCUGAAUGGGCUAAGGUGGCAACCCUCUAUCUCUUGCCACAGGCCUGAGCCAGUCUUGGCGUUCCUCCAGCCUCAGUGACAGGUUCAAGGCUGCCCAAUCACAAGAAGCUCAGGAUUUUCCCUGAGGAUUCUGGGACACAGAUUAUGGCCCUUGUUGUGACUGGAUGACACUGAUGACAUGGGGUGGGGGGUGGGGGUAAAAGACAGACCUCAGGUCCUCAGUGACAUCAGUAAGCCACUGAAUGAAUCACCUAACCCUGAGACCUAUCCUACUUCUGGACUUUUUACAAGUAAACGGCCAAUAAAUCCCACCACAUCCCUUGUUUUGAUGUUUAGGCCAUUUUGGGUUUUUUGUUGUUGUUGUUGCUUUCAGCCAAAGGCAUCGUAACUAACAACAUCUGUUGGGUGGAAGAGGGAGAAGGAUCAACUGCACUAUAUACACUGGUUUUUUUAUUUGCAUUUUCUCCAAGGGCUUUUAACUUCAGAAAUGUACAAGUGAUAUGACUCCACUAUACUUUAAAAGACCACCUCUGAGCAACAGCUCUUCCCAUGUGUAAGAUGAGAAGUACCUGUCCUGUGGCCUCUCGGCUGGUCACAGGCAGAAGUGAAUGACAUGAGUGUGACAAUGUUUUAUGAACUAUAGUCUUAUACAGUGAUGAGAACUGUUUUCCAAAUGAUCUCAUUUUAAAACACUAGCUUUCCAGAUGCUAAUAAAAUCUUACUUCAUUCUCAGUAAACUAUCGCAAGAACAAAAAACCAAACACCGCAUAUUCUCACUCACAGGUGGGAAUUGAACAAUGAGAACACGUGGACACAGGAAGGGGGACAUCACACUCUGGGGACUGUUGUGGGGUGGGGGGAGGGGGGAGGGAUAGCUUUAGGAGAUAUACCUAAUGCUAAAUGACGAGUUAAUGGGUGCAGCGCACCAGCAUGGCACAUGUAUACAUAUGUAACUAACCUGCACAUUGUGCACAUGUACCCUAAAACUUAAAAGUAUAAUAAUAAUAAAAUAAAAUUAAAGGAAAAAAUAAAUAAAAAUAAAAAUAAUAAAUUCUUACUGGUAGUGGAGUAAUAGUAAAGCAAUAAAUCAGUAUCAGCAAUGUUCAUUUUUCUGUUAGUACUGAAUUAGACCAUGUAAAACUCAAACACACAGAACUCAACUUUUCAGCUGGUCGCAGUGGCUCACACCUGUGAUCCCAGCACUUUGGGAGGCCAAGGCGGGAGGAUCACUUGAGGUCAGGAGUUCGAGACCAGCCUGGCCAAAUUGGUAAAACCCCAUCUCUACUAAAAAUACAAAAAGUAAAGCUGGGCGUGGUGGUGGGCACCUGUAAUUCCAGCUACUUAGAAGGCUAAGGCAGAAGAAUCACUUGAACCUGGGAGGCAGAGGUUGCAGUGAUCACGCCACUGCACUCCAGCCUGGGUGACAGAGUGAGACUCUGGAAUAAAAAAAAAAAAAAGAACUCAGCUUUUCAAAGUCUCUGCCUUUACCUACUCAUUGACUUCUAUAGCAAGACCCAAAGGACCACGAUUGGACUAGGCAAGAGAGAAAGGUAAUGACCACAGCUGGUGUUGUAAAAGGAGAAACCCUGUGACUGCUCACCACGGAAUGAACCCACGAAUCCACUCCCUCUCUGGCAUCAGGUAGGCAAACAACCACGGGGCUUUCCUGCUCCCAUCCAAAUACCCCUGAGGCUGCUUUUUUCCUUCAGGAUUAUCCUAGUGUUUAGCAAAAAGGGAAACGAGGUAACAUACAUGUGAAGAUUCUAGAGACUUCUAUGGCUGGAGUUUACAGCUAGAAAGGACCUGUGAGAUAAUCUAGUACCAACUUCUUGUUUUGGCAAGAAGAAAAAUGGCUCUCCUGCUAAUAUUCCACCAUGACCGCCCUCUAGACCUCAGUUCUUUCACUGCAGAACAUAUUGGAUAGAAUAAGGAUGCUUCCAACUCCAAAAUUCUAAGGUUUUCUUUAAUGUACUUAAUUGUUUCAAAUGAUUAUAGUUUUUUAACCUGUGCUUUCAUAAUAUAAUACAACUUGUUUCUAUGAUUUGACUUAUGUUUCUAGGCAAGGAUGCAAUCCCCAACUUUAAUAAUGACCUCAUGAAAAAACAAUUUUGUUUUUAAAAUGACUUCCAGAAAUACACUAUGGUGUUAAAGAAAGAGAGAGAGGGGACCGUUUGCCACCACAGCAGGAAACAAAACUAAGGAGACUGCAGCAUGUGAAAAAUGAUCCAAUUGAAAAAGACAAGUUUCGGCCAGGCGCGGUGGCUCACACCUGUAAUCCCAGGACUUUGGGAAACUGAGGUGGGCGCAUCACUUGAGGUCAGGAGUUUGAGAACAGCCUGGCCAACAUGGUGAAACCCCAUCUUUACUAAAAAUACAAAAAUUAGCCAGGUGUGGUGGCACACACCUGUAAUCCCAGCUACUCAGGAGGCUGAGGCACGAGAAUUGCUUGAACCCGGGAGGCGGAGCUUGCAGUGAGCCAAGAUCGUGCCACUGCACUCCAGCCUGGAUGACAAAGUGAGACUCUGUCUCAAGAAAAAAAAAAGGACAAGUUUCUCCUUCCUUCCCAAUCUGGAGUAAUAAAGAGUUCCUGGUUAUUAACA
Molecule: messenger RNA, 12353 nt
Organism: Homo sapiens (human)
Lineage: Eukaryota; Metazoa; Chordata; Mammalia; Primates; Hominidae
Gene: WDR86
Product: WD repeat domain 86
Exons: 5
Coding region: 342-935 (197 amino acids)
Source: RefSeq, a predicted model, not a curated record